Molossus molossus (Pallas's mastiff bat) is the source of this 1100-nucleotide messenger RNA. It is a transcript of the gene SULT2B1, whose product is annotated as sulfotransferase family 2B member 1. NCBI's taxonomy places the organism in Eukaryota, Metazoa, Chordata, Mammalia, Chiroptera, Molossidae. Bases 96 to 1100 code for a protein of 334 amino acids. Gene Ontology annotation, molecular function: sulfotransferase activity. The transcript has 7 exons. Gene Ontology annotation, biological process: sulfation. The record is from RefSeq and is a predicted model, not a curated record. Gene Ontology annotation, cellular component: cytoplasm.
CCGGGUGGCAGACGCCGCUGCUGCCCAUACCGGGUCCCCGUGCCGUGCCGUCUGCUCCCUGCACGUCCUCCCCUCCCCAUCCUCGCCCGCCUGCCAUGGACGGGCCCGCUGCACCCCGGGCCCCGGCCCUGUGGGGCUCCUACGAUGACGACAUCUCGGAGAUCAGCCAGAAGCUGUCAGGUGAAUACUUCCGGUACAAAGGCAUCCCCUUCCCGGUGGGCAUCUACUCGCCAGAGAGCAUCAGCAUCACGGAGAACGCCGAGGUGCAGGAUGAUGACAUCUUCGUUGUCACCUACCCCAAGUCAGGCACCAACUGGAUGAUCGAGAUUCUCAGCUUAAUCAUAAAGGACGGGGACCCCUCCUGGAUCCGCUCAGAGCCCAUCUGGGAGCGGGCGCCUUGGUGUGAGACCAUCUUGGGUGCCUUCAGCCUCUCGGACCAGCCCAGCCCCCGCCUCAUGAGUUCCCACCUCCCCAUCCAGCUCUUCACAAAGGCCUUCUUCAACUCCAAGGCAAAGGUGAUUUACAUGGGCCGGAACCCCCGGGAUGUGGUGGUGUCGCUCUAUCAUUACUCCAAGAUUGCGGGGCAGUUGAAGGACCCCGGCACCCCUGACCAGUUCCUGCAGAACUUCCUCAAAGGCGAAGUGCAGUUCGGCUCCUGGUUCGACCACAUUAAAGGCUGGAUUCGGAUGCAGGGCAAAGAGAACUUCCUGUUUAUCACCUACGAGGAGCUGCACGAGGACCUCCGGGGCUCCGUGCAGCGCGUCUGCCAGUUCCUGGGCCGGCAGCUGGGCGAAGAGGCGCUGGGCUCCGUGGUGGCGAACUCUUCCUUCGAUGCCAUGAAGGCCAACACCAUGUCCAACUUCACACUGUUGCCCCCCAGCCUGCUGGACCAGCGCCGCGGCGCCUUCCUCCGGAAAGGGGUCUGCGGAGACUGGAAGAAUCACUUCACGGUGGCGCAGAGCGAAGCCUUCGACCGCGUCUACCGCGAGCAGAUGCGGGGCAUGCCGACCUUCCCCUGGGACGAGGACCCCGAGGAUGCCAGUCCGGACCCCGACCCCAGCCCCAGCCCCGGCCAGGCCUCCGAGCACCCCCAUCAGUGA